CCUUCCCUCAACUACACUCUCCCUGAUUUUCUCGCUCUUUAUCAGUGAUACUACCGUCACAGGGCUGUGACAAAAACAUGCAGUGAGCUUCCGACACGUAGUAAUGGAAAUUGAAUUUAGAAUGUGAAGUGAAGAUAUUGUCUUGCUCAGUGACUCUUGACAAUGGUCUCAUGAUAAAGCUAAAGGCGGAAAGCCUUCGUUUUAACCUUUCCUCAAUCUACAAACAAGGCAUCUCCUUAUCUCUCUUAUUAAGACUUCAGUUCUUUUCAAUUUCUUAACCUAUUCUCUCUCCGCAGACUUGACCCUAAAAACCCUAGCCCUCUCUUCUCUCUAUCUGGUUCUGUUGCCGGAUUUUCUUUGAGAUCUCUCCCUCAAAAUCAUGGAUGAAGAGUACGAUGUUAUAGUGUUGGGCACCGGUCUCAAGGAAUGCAUCCUCAGUGGUCUUCUCUCCGUAGACGGCCUCAAGGUUCUGCACAUGGAUAGAAAUGACUAUUAUGGAGGAGAGUCAAGUUCACUCAAUCUUAUUCAGCUGUGGAAGAGAUUUAAGGGUAAUGAUAAACCUCCAGCAAGUUUGGGCUCUAGUAGGGAUUAUAAUGUGGACAUGAUCCCAAAGUUUAUGAUGGCAAAUGGUACCCUUGUACGUGUCCUCAUUCAUACAGAUGUUACUAAAUAUCUUUACUUCAAAGCUGUGGAUGGCAGCUAUGUCUUUAAUAAAGGAAAGGUUCACAAGGUGCCAGCUAACGAUGUGGAAGCCCUCAAAUCUCCACUUAUGGGCCUAUUUGAAAAGCGUCGGGCUCGCAAAUUCUUUAUUUUUGUUCAAGAUUAUGAUGAGAAUGAUCCCAGAACACAUGAGGGGAUGGAUUUGACAAGGGUCACAACUAGAGAACUAAUUGCAAAAUAUGGUCUCGAUGACAACACUAUUGAUUUUAUUGGUCAUGCAAUAGCGCUUCAUAGAGAUGACUGCUACCUAAAUGAGCCUGCAAUUGAUACUGUGAAGAGAAUGAAGCUUUAUUCGGAGUCUAUUGCACGUUUUCAAGGAGGAUCACCAUACAUUUAUCCCUUGUAUGGGUUAGGAGAGCUGCCCCAGGCAUUUGCAAGGCUCAGUGCUGUUUAUGGUGGAACAUACAUGUUGAAUAAACCUGAGUGCAAGGUAGAGUUUGAUGAGGAAGGAAAAGCUGUUGGUGUUACAUCAGAAGGGGAAACUGCUAGGUGCAAGAAAGUUGUCUGUGAUCCUUCCUAUUUGCCCAACAAGGUGAGGAAGGUUGGAAGGGUUGCUAGAGCAAUCUGCAUUAUGAGCCACCCAAUCCCAAACACCAGUGAUUCUCACUCAGUUCAGGUUAUUUUGCCGCAAAAGCAGUUGGGUCGCAAGUCAGACAUGUAUCUUUUCUGUUGUUCUUAUUCUCACAAUGUUGCUCCCAAGGGCAAAUUCAUUGCAUUUGUAUCGACCGAGGCAGAGACUGAUCAUCCUGAGUCUGAAUUAAAGCCAGGAAUUGACCUUCUGGGGCCUGUCGAUGAGAUCUUCUAUGAUAUUUAUGAAAGAUUUGAACCAGUCAAUGAACCUUCUUUGGACCAAUGUUUUAUAUCAACAAGUUAUGAUGCCACAACACAUUUUGAGUCAACUGUCAUGGAUGUGCUCAACAUGUAUACCAUGAUAACUGGAAAGGUUCUGGACCUCAGUGUGGAUCUAAGUGCUGCCAGCGCUGCAGAAGAAUGAGAAGCACAUUAAGUCCAUAAACUGAUAUAUGUGCAUUGUUCCAAUUCCUUUGAAUGUUAAAUGUUUCUGGUGGGAUUUGCCCCUUGAAAGCGGGAUUUGCCCCUUGAAAGUGGGAUUGGACUUAUCCUGGUUUUCUGUUUCCUUCAUAGAUUAUACCAUAUGUAAUAAAAUGGUGUUUACGAAUUUA
This is a messenger RNA of Vitis vinifera (wine grape), 1901 nucleotides long. RefSeq names its product rab GDP dissociation inhibitor alpha-like. The transcript is spliced from 13 exons. NCBI's taxonomy places the organism in Eukaryota, Viridiplantae, Streptophyta, Magnoliopsida, Vitales, Vitaceae. The record is from RefSeq and is a predicted model, not a curated record. The coding region runs from base 380 to 1714 and encodes 444 amino acids. Gene Ontology annotation, molecular function: Rab GDP-dissociation inhibitor activity. Gene Ontology annotation, biological process: small GTPase-mediated signal transduction; vesicle-mediated transport; protein transport. Gene Ontology annotation, cellular component: cytoplasm.